Messenger RNA from Cornus florida, 973 nucleotides. Its product is annotated as cysteine and histidine-rich domain-containing protein RAR1. Gene Ontology annotation, cellular component: nucleus; cytoplasm. The transcript has 5 exons. Gene Ontology annotation, biological process: defense response to fungus; defense response to bacterium. The record is from RefSeq and is a predicted model, not a curated record. Gene Ontology annotation, molecular function: Hsp90 protein binding. The coding region runs from base 44 to 610 and encodes 188 amino acids. Lineage: Eukaryota; Viridiplantae; Streptophyta; Magnoliopsida; Cornales; Cornaceae.
UAAUCUUGAAGAAUUUAUUUUACAGCCUAUAUUUCAUGACGGGAUGAAAGAGUGGAGUUGUUGCAAAAAAAGAAGUCACGAUUUCAGCUUAUUUCUAGAACUUCCAGGAUGUAAGACAGGUAAACACACAACUGAAAAGCCUGUACUAGCAAAGGCAGUUGCUCCUCCAAAGAAAACUUAUGCACCAGCAAAUACAACUGAUUCAUCGUUGACAGAAGCUUGCUCUAGGUGCCGCCAGGGAUUCUUUUGCUCAAAACACGGUGAUAUGUUUUUAGGUUCACAAGCCAGAGAAAUGACUCCAAAAGCAUCAAAUGUAGUGGCUGUUAUUCCCACUGAAAGCACUCCAAAUGUACAGGAAAGUGUUCCCGCUCCACCAAAGAAGAUAAUUGAUAUAAACCAGCCCCAAACCUGUAGAAACAAAGGAUGUGGUAAAACUUUCAAAGAAAAGGAUAAUCAUGACGCAGCAUGCAGUUACCAUCCCGGGCCUGCUGUAUUCCACGACCGGAACAGAGGGUGGAAAUGCUGUGACAUUCAUGUGAAGGAGUUUGAUGAGUUCAUGAGUAUACCUCCAUGCAUGAAGGGAUGGCACAACGCAGAUCCAGUAUCAUAAGAUGCACACACCAACAAGCAUAAGUUAUUGUCCAUUGAAGAUGGUUUGUUUAUCAUUAAAUGCAUACCAUGGAAGUUCUUGUCCUUGAACUUAAUGUUUUGAAGUACAAGAAGGCAGUCUUAUGACUUUAGGAGUACUUUUGUGAUGGUUCCUUAUUCUCUCUCUGUUUUUUAAUUAUUUUUUUUUUAAUUAUUUUUUUUUUUUCGGAGUCCUUACUUGGUGUAAUAGAAAAUGUUAGCAAAAGUUUAAUAGUGAGAAUAUUGUUUCUACCUUGAAAGCAGCCUAGUUAUGUAAAACAACAAUUUAAACAUGUGUGUGAUACGAUUAGAAGUUGUUCUGAAUUUAUUAUUAUUUUAAGCUGGA